AAUAAGCAAAACAAUAUCAACAAUAUAAUGGCACUCGCCCAAGAUCUCUACACGAUAGCGUCUAACAGUGCAUAAUAACACAAAAAUUAUCAAAACAAUUAAAAUAAAAAAUUAAAGUGAAUAAUUUAUUAUUUGAUAAAUAUUUACAUUAAUACAAGUGAAUACUGCAAUAACUAUUGAACAAAUAGCUUUUUGUUUUUUUCUUUGUUUUGUUUUGUGCAUCGUCAGGUUAUCAAACUUACUGACUCAUUUUUAUUUUUUUCAUCUAUUUUUAAUUUAGAUUUAAUUAAGUUGACCGACAAUUAAAAAUUAACAAGUGAUUUCAGUGACACAGUUUAAACAUCAAUAAAUAAAAUUUUAUUGCAAAUUUCUAUUUUAUAUUUUCCAGGAAAAAACAUCAAAGAUCAAUUAUGUUUUAUAAUUCUCCUCCUCGUGAAGCUAGAAAAAUUGCCGAAAAACAAUUUGCUCAAAAAACAGCAUUUAAAGAUAAAUUUGAAGUGGUAUGGAAUUUCAUAUCUCCAUACAUUAAAGAAAAUCGUGGUAAACUUAUAAAAACGGUUGGUCAAUCAAUGCUCUGGAGAGAAAUUGGUAACAAAGAAUACACUACUGCAAAAAAUAAAAAUUAUUUACGCAAAUCAAUUGAAGCAUACACCAAGAGUAUUGCUUUUGCACCAGUUGGAUCCAAAGAAUUGUCAUUGGCUUAUGCAAAUCGUUCAGCUGUAUUGUUCAGGGCAAGUCUCUAUGAAGAUUGUCUCCUUGACAUUGAACGAUCAUUGAAAGCAGACUAUCCAGAUAAAUUAAAAACAAAAUUAUAUGUUCGUCAAGCAUUGUGUUUCGAAGCAUUGAAACCAGGCUCACAUAUUGAGAAAAGUAUUUCAAUGGCUAAUGCAAUGCAAUGGCUUCCUGACUUGAAAAAAUAUAAUCAAAAAUACGACAUCAUCAAAGAGUAUUCAAAGAUGAUUAAUGAACUUAAAAAACCACGUGAAAUUAUUGAAUUUAUACCAGAAAUAAAUGAUAAUGCAAUAAUAGUUGGUGCAUCUGAUGCUAUUGAAUUGAAAAAAACAAAUAAAAAUGAUCAACAUAUUGUUGCAACAAGAGACAUCAAAUCUGGUGAAUUUAUUUACAUUUCUGAGCCAUUUGCAGCAACUAUUAGUAAUGAUCUACGUUUUACUAAUUGUUGGCAUUGUUGUCGUUCAACUUGGGCUAGUGUACCAUGUGAUAAUUGUCCAAACGCCAUAUAUUGCUCUGACAUAUGUAAAAAAAAAGCAUGGGAUAGUUAUCAUAAUAUUGAAUGUUUAGUAUUGGGUGAACUUUCACAACAUGCCUUAUUAACUACAGAUUAUACUCUGACAGUAAAACUUUUUUUAAAGACACUAAACUUGGCUGGUAGUUUAGUGGAGUUAAAAAAAAAAGUUGACGAUAUUGACUCGAUGAAAAAUCAAGGACCGAUAUUCACCAAUGGUAUUCUUGAUCUUAACACGAUUGAUAACUUUUAUCUUUUAGAUUAUUUAAAACCAACAUCGAAUGAGAGUAAUUUUGAGGUACUAUUUUUCGGAGUAUUGAUGGUUCAACUGUUUGGUGAAAAAACAGAUAUAUUAGGUCAUAAAAUGACAAUUAAAGAUUUGAUUAAAAAUGAAAAAUCAUCAAUUUUGGGAGAAUUAAUAUUGCGUUAUUUGCUAACUGUUUUACGCAAUAGUCAAUUGUUGACAAAACCUGGUUUGACUGCUUUGUUGUCACAUGUCAUAUCACCGGUUUGGAAGAUAUUAAAACCAAGCUGUGAUCCUAAUGUCGAUUGGACUCAUGUCGGUUCAAAUGUUGGGUAUUUUGCUGUCAAACCAAUCAAGCAAGGAGAACCGGUACUUUUGGGUGCACUUGGUUUAUAUCAUAUGAUUCCAAAAUCGAAUCGAUUUCUACCAUUAGGAAAAACUGAUCUUAUAUCAUGUAAAUGUAAAGCAUGUGUUGAAAAUUGGCCGACUGUAAACAAUCUUCCAUCUUACCAGAACAUAAUAUUGCCGACAAGAUCCAAGGAAGAAUUGAACUGUAUAGUGCCAACCUGCGCAGAUUGGCAAGAACGCGUCUAUCAUGGAGAUACUAAAGAAUUAUUGACAAUGAAGGAUACUAUCAAUUGCUUGAAUGAUAAGCUUCAUCAAUACAACAUAGUUCCUUGUAAAGAAAUAUCAGGUUUGUAUAUAUUACUCAGAACGUUGUACAAUCGACUACAUACUGUUCAUGAUUUUGGCGAGUAAUUAUUUUUCAUCCAAAAAAAAGAAAGCAACAUUUUAUUUCAUACAUUUCUUAUAUCGAUGUUCAUUUUUGAUAUAAUCAGCAUAAAAAAUAAACAAUUAAAACCAUAUUAUUAGUUAAGGUUUAAGGUAAAAAAAAAUUAAUAACUUUUAUGUGGUAGAAUUUAAGGUUUUUAAAUCCAAAUAAUUCAUGAGAUUUUUGGAAUACUUAAAAAGUUUUCUGUUUAAAUUUAAGGGUUUGUUUUUUUUUCAGUCUAUAAUUUAUGGUUUUUCAAUUUGUAAUUAAUAAUUAUAAUUAUUACUAAUUAUUAAAUACUAAUUAUAAAAAAUAAAUAAUUUAAAGUUGUCUUUUUUUUUUUCUUUCUCUAUUAUACAAGAUUGCGUGAAUAAAAACAGAUAUUAUUUAUUUUUUUUUUUUAAAUCAUGUAUAUUAAAUUUAUCAUUGGUUUUUAAAUAUUAUAAAAUUUAUUUUGAUAAUUUAUCUAUUGUUUAUUAACAACCAAAAUAUUAUUCUUUUUAAUCUA
Molecule: messenger RNA, 2767 nt
Organism: Aphidius gifuensis
Lineage: Eukaryota; Metazoa; Arthropoda; Insecta; Hymenoptera; Braconidae
Product: SET and MYND domain-containing protein 4-like
Exons: 5
Coding region: 411-2246 (611 amino acids)
Molecular function (GO): protein binding
Source: RefSeq, a predicted model, not a curated record